This is a messenger RNA of Kickxella alabastrina, 1023 nucleotides long. RefSeq names its product 3',5'-bisphosphate nucleotidase. Gene Ontology annotation, biological process: phosphatidylinositol phosphate biosynthetic process; sulfate assimilation. The record is from RefSeq and is a predicted model, not a curated record. Gene Ontology annotation, molecular function: 3'(2'),5'-bisphosphate nucleotidase activity. Bases 1 to 1023 code for a protein of 340 amino acids. Lineage: Eukaryota; Fungi; Kickxellomycota; Kickxellomycetes; Kickxellales; Kickxellaceae. The transcript has 3 exons.
AUGAGCAGGGCCAGCGCUUACUUUGGAAAGGAAAGAGCGGUGGCCAUCGAGGCUGUUGAGUGUGCCUCGCGGGUCUGCCAGGCCGUGUUCAAGCGGCUCGUGACAGAGGAGACACUAACAAAGAAGGACAAGUCGCCAGUUACAGUCGCUGACUUUGGAGCGCAGGCCGUUGUCAACCUCAUCCUUGAGAAGCACUUUCCCGACGACCCGGUUGUCGGCGAGGAGGACUCCAAGGAUUUGCAGGGUGAGGAGGGCCGUGUGCUGCGCGAAAAAGUUGUGGAUCUUGUCAACACUAUCACAGAGCAGCCCCUCAGCUCUGACGAGAUUCUUCGGUUGAUUGACCGCGGGCAGUACGCUGGUGGGCCCAAGGGUAGCCACUGGACACUGGACCCCAUUGAUGGCACAAAGGGAUUCCUGCGUGGCGAGCAGUUUGCUGUCUGUCUGGCCCUUAUUGUUGACGGCAAGGUGCGCGUGGGCGUGCUCGGCUGCCCUAACCUUCCCUACGAGCUGGACAAGCCCGACGGCGAGCGUGGCGUAUUGAUGGUGGCUGUUGAGGGCCAGGGCGCGUUCCAGAGACGACUUCAUGGUGGCGGCAGAGCAGACGAAGUGCUGAUCCACGCAUCAAAGGUCGCUGAUACUAGGGACGCGACGUUCUGCGAGUCUGUCGAGGCCGCACACACCAGCCAUGGCGACAGUGCCAACAUUGCCAAGCUGCUGAACAUCACUAGGCCCUCAGUGCGCAUGGACAGCCAGUGCAAGUACGCAGCAGUCGCCCGCGGCGAUGCCGACAUUUAUUUGCGCCUUCCCCAGAAAGCUGCAUACGAGGAGAAGAUUUGGGACCAUGCCGCCGGAAACAUCAUCAUCCAUGAAUCGGGAGGUCGAGUCACCGAUGUGAACGGAAACCCGCUGGACUUUUCAAUUGGUCGCACAUUGAGCGCCAACAAGGGUGUCAUAGCUGCGAAUGCCAACAUAUUUGACACGGUUAUCGACGCGGUUCAAACCACGCUCGCUGGAAAGUUUUGA